Beta vulgaris subsp. vulgaris (sugar beet) is the source of this 1035-nucleotide messenger RNA. Its product is annotated as CASP-like protein 2A1. Lineage: Eukaryota; Viridiplantae; Streptophyta; Magnoliopsida; Caryophyllales; Amaranthaceae. The record is from RefSeq and is a predicted model, not a curated record. The transcript is spliced from 3 exons. Bases 150 to 755 code for a protein of 201 amino acids.
CAUCAACUACUACAACCUUAGCUAGCUACUAGUACUACUACAGGUCUACAACCACCUUUCAUUUACGUUAUCAUCACUCACACCAAUUGAGAAAGACUUACAUUGACUGAAGUAUUAGUGAAGAAGAAUCAACGUACGAGUGAGAUAAGAUGGCAGAGAAGAUGGAAAAAGGCGGAGCUAUGGUGGUGGAAAAUGAACAUGAUGAUCAGAGUGGUAAAAUUAGCAGCAUGCGUACGGCUGAGACACUCUUACGCUUGCUACCAAUGGGUCUGUGUGUAGCUGCUCUUACUGUCAUGCUCAAGAACUCUCAGACUAAUAACGACUUUGGCUCAAUUUCGUAUUCCAAUCUUGGAGCUUUCAAAUACCUUGUUCAUGCGAAUGGCAUAUGUGCUGGUUACUCCCUCCUUUCUGCGGUGGUUACAGCCGUUCCUCGUCCUUCCACCAUGUCUCGAGCUUGGACCUUCUUCUUUCUUGACCAGCUGUUGACAUAUGUAAUAUUAGGGGCUGGAGCAGUAUCGACAGAAGUAGUGUACUUAGCAUACAAAGGAGACGAGGCCAUCACCUGGAGUGCAGCAUGUGGCUCCUUUGGAGGAUUUUGCCACAAGGCUACAGCAUCAGUUUCCAUUACUUUUGUUGUGAUGUUAUGUUAUGCUGCACUUUCUCUCAUCUCAUCUUACAGGUUGUUUAGCCGGUUCGAUCCGCCUAGUAGCCACUCCAGCAGCAAAGGCACCGAGAUGACCGCCCGCCUUCCAUGAUCAACAACAGUACCCAUUCCAGCAACAAGAAGACUCAGGUGGCAUGGCUUUGAAGAUAUGUAUGAUAUUGAAGUUGACAGACCCGGAUAUAUAUAUCGUUGUGUAUUUGUGUUAACUACUACUCUGUAAAACUCUUAACUGUGUGUACUUGGAAUGUAAGUAAUGUACUCUCUCAAAAUCUCAGAUAAAGUUGAGGUUUGCGGAACAAGAAUGCUAAAAGUCUAAGAGUAUGUACGAGUACAACCAAGCAAUGUACUCUCUCAUCACUCUCUUUCUUUCA